Coregonus clupeaformis (lake whitefish) is the source of this 4033-nucleotide messenger RNA. RefSeq lists its product as uncharacterized. Bases 172 to 1425 code for a protein of 417 amino acids. Gene Ontology annotation, cellular component: nucleus. Gene Ontology annotation, biological process: negative regulation of DNA-templated transcription; circadian regulation of gene expression. Gene Ontology annotation, molecular function: RNA polymerase II cis-regulatory region sequence-specific DNA binding. NCBI's taxonomy places the organism in Eukaryota, Metazoa, Chordata, Actinopteri, Salmoniformes, Salmonidae. The record is from RefSeq and is a predicted model, not a curated record. The transcript is spliced from 6 exons.
GGCAAACCAAUGAACGUCCCGCGAACGUGAGAGGAAGUAGACUGCCGACCUGAUGUUCCAACGAGUCUGAGGCAAAUAUCGGCAAGUAGACUACGGAGAUAGACGUUAUCAAAGCCGCUCUGGCAACCGUGGGCGGCUCUACUGCUGUUAUUUUGUUGCAAUAUUCCAGUGAUGCAAUCGCAGGGCAGCACUUCCUCCCAGCCCUCCGUUGAUUCACUGAGCUCCAGUGACAGCUACCUGUUCAGCCACUCUGAGCAGGCGGAGGAUGACACCGACGUCUUCCUGUCCGAACGCUCGCCCUCCGUCAUCCUCGGCACUGGGGGCAUGGUCAGGGGCGACGGGAGUGCCGGGGCAGACAGUCCCGAGUCCCAGUGGGCGUGUGACGGCUUCACCGACCGUGAGGAGGAUGAGUCACGGGGGUCAGAGGUUACUGGAGGUCACCCCAGGGUCACAGCUGAGAGAGAGAGAACAAGCGAGACGGAGAGAGAGAAGACAGAAGGAGACCUGCUCUUUGCCCAGAAGUGUGCUGAGCUGCAGGGGUUUGUCAGGCCCUUACUGGAGCUGCUGAAUGGACUGAAGGGGGGACGAUUUGACCGUGGUCUGAGUAGUUUCCAGCAGAGCGCAGCCAUGGACCGCAUCCAGAGGAUCGUAGGGAUCUUACGGAGACCCAACAUCGGGGAGAAAUAUAUGAACACUCUUCUCCAGGUGGAGACGAUGCUGAAGAUGUGGUUUCCACAGGUGUCCCCCUUGGCCCCACCUACCGCCCCUACCCUCUCCCCCCCUCACCUCUCACUCCGGGACACCCCAUGCAGCACCCCCCCACACAAGCACAGAGACCAGUCGCACAUCCCUGUCAAGAAGCGCAGACUGAGUUGGUCAGACACAGACUCUGACACCCCUCCUCCAGUACUCUUUAAGAGGCUCAACACCGGUGGAAGAGAGGAGAGGGGGAAGGAGGGGGGAGAUGUCCCCUCGGCAGCUUCAGGGGUACCCCCACACCCCCAGGACCCCACCAGCGACCAGGAGAAUGAGAGAAAGGAAGAUGAGGAGAGCAAAGAGGGAGAGGGAGAGUCAUCGAGCAACAAAGCGGGUCUCUGUUCUGAGCCCGGUCCCACCUCGGUCCUCAUAGCACCCAUCCUUUCCCCCUGGAGACCAAGGGAGGGGAAACAGCUGCUGCCUGUCAUACCACCUCCCACCACCAGGGGCAGUCCAGCCAUGCAGGACAGCGUAAUCUCUUCCACCACACCCUUCAACAACCUCCAAAGCCAGCAGCAGCCAAUUGGGUGCCAAAGCCAGCCUGUUGCCGGGAAGACUGGGAAAAAUACCUUAAAGACCUGUCAGGGGCGGGGCCAGGCACAUUCAAUCACGACAAAGCCUUUGAAAAGGGUGGAGCGUAAGAGCAGGGUUAACCCCGCCCCUUUAUAGACUUGAUGCAUUGAGCACGCUUCGACCAGCAGGCUAGUGUGACUAUGUCAACAUGCUAAAGCUGCUGUGAUAGGGAGAGUCAGGGUGGUGGAAAUGGGCUGCAGUCCAAACACUUUAUUUUUUGUACCCCCUCAGCCCUUGCACUAGACACUUUCCCUUGGGGGAAUCCCCUUCGAAACCGGAUACAGUUUGAUUGCCAUCUUAAGUGGAGGUCCAAUUCACUAACGUUGCCCCCUCGGCACUCGAUUUAGCUUGAGGGAGCGAGUGAAGAACUUGUGGGGUUGAUAUGACCCACAAUUCAAUGCAAACUGUAGUCAAGUGUCAUACUCCAGUGGCCGCGAAGUGUCACAUUUAAUCAACACGGCUGCAUUUUCGGCCUGUCAGACAGAAUUAUGAUGCUAGCUUGCUAAAAAAUAUAGUCUCGUAGUGAGGAGCCUAUAAAACGUAGCUAGCUUCAUAAACAUAUUUUUUGGAAUUCUGAAAUGUAUUGGAAUAAAUGACCAAACUAUAAAACUAGUUAGCCAGCUAUGGGUAACUGUAGCUAGCUAGCUACGUUAGCUUGCUAGGUACAUGAAUAGCUUUAGGUUGGUUGUUUUUAAGCUCAACUUCAAGAUUUCCACUAAGGACGUUGCCUCUCCGAUCAUCACUCUCCCUCGCUUAGGCAAGGGACAUUUAAGGUACACUCGGAUGUGACGAUGUAAAACAUAAUUCAAGGGCUGAGGGUUUAGGGCCGAGGGCUGUCUACUUUGAAUUUGGACUGCAGCCAUUUGAUGUGUUUCCUUAAUGAUGGACCUUUUGCAACUACCUAAACGCAAUUAGGACCAUUAAUGCGAACGAUAUCUGAGAGACUACAGUUAUUGCUACAUGAGGACAGAAUGUGUCCUUCAAAUCAUAAUCACAGUUCCAUAACAAUCUGAUUUUUUUGCACAAAUAGUGGUUGUAGAUCUGGAAGGUUGGUAAACACCUCUUAAAGCCCAACCCUUGUUCAUAGAAUAUUGGAUCUCUGAUUGACCGAAUGGUAUACUCUCUUACUCCACUUAAGAAAAGGAAAAUGCCACUAUGCAAACUUAAUCGAAAUGCUGUUGGCUUAAUGAUAUUUGGGUUUCAGGUGGGUGGAGGCAAGGAGGUUAGAGGUGACGAGGUGAAGAUGGUUAGGAGGACAGGUGGGAUAAGAUUUGGGGAUUAAGGAUAGUUAUAUUCCUGGAAUGAACGGAACCAAUAUUUUAUGUCUUACUCCUCAGAGAUGAUGCUUCCAGUGAAUAACAGCAGACAGACAGUUCAAUAGACAGAGGCAUUACGGAUAGAAGUGAGGAAUGAUCCAACUAGUCAGAUGCCAUUAGACUACUGAAUGACCUCUAGAGCUGAAUAACAUCUAAGAGGACGUGGCAAUGACCUCUACUGAAGUCUAAAGGGGUUUAGAAUCUAUUCCAUGUCAAUCCACCAACAUGACACAAUCUGUUUGUGAGGACGAAUACGAGGUGUUUUGGGUGAAGAUCGAUAAUGACUGAAACGAAUGAAACACAACUGGGUUUUAUUCUGUGUGGAGAAAUGUGAAGCGGGGCAUCCGUUAAACAGUAAAUCAAAUUUCAAUGGCCUAACCGGUAGAGGAUAGAAUACCAAGCAGACCUUAGAUCAGCUUCUAGGGACAACUUAAUCCUUUAAAUGGCUCAGUGAGAGACUCUAAAUAUCAUCCUGAGAGAAGAGCACACUCACAGCCAGACAGACAUGUUGACUUGACAACGCUGCAUUUAUUUAUUACCUUUAUUUAUUAAUUGGCAGCUGUGUUUCUCUGUCUGUGAACUUGCGAUUGGUUGACCGAUGGCUUUGGGAUGCUCUUGGGAAAGUUGCUGUACAACAGUUUGUUUGUGGUUUUUACUGCUAUGAUGGGACAAAUUUUGGGGGGAUGAUUGGACUUUUGGACUACUGUGCCUUUACCAAAUAGGAUGUGUACAAAAAACAAAGCAUUUUAUUAUUUCAAAGCAUUUUCUACAUUUUGAUUGUUUGCUUGUCUUUCUUAAUAGCGCAGUACACAAUUAGUCGAAUAACACAGUACACAACGCCUAAUUCCUGUCUUCAAUCUCUUAUCUGGCUUCCAGGGGUAUGUUGGGCAAAACUAGCUACCUACAGAUCCCACAACAACAAGGCAACCUCUACUGCAACCAGUGCAGUGGUCAUGUGUACAACACAACAGUAUUCUAUACAUAUACGUCAUAGUCUUCUAUGAACUAACAACAGUGGCUAAUUUAUUUACGUUUUUAGAUUAACAGUUGCCUCUUCUUUGGGGUGUAUUCUAUAGUUCAUUAUUUAGGUUGGUCUGACUGGAGGAUAUGAGCUGCGCUUGCUAUCUCCUGUGUGCUUCUUGGUGCUCCUCAAACAUGAAAAACAUGUGAGGAUCAAAGCUAAAAGGGAGACAGUAUGAAUAUUUAUUUUGCACCAUCAUCAUGCUGCUAUACAUAACUGUCUAAAAUAAACCUGAAUGAAACAUGAUUGAUAUAUUCCUCAUAACAAAUAAUUAAUACACAUGUAUUUACUAAUGAAUAAUAAUAAUAUAAUAAUAUAUUCCAUUUAGCAGGCACUUUUAUCCAAAGCGACUUACAGUCAUGCGUGC